This is a messenger RNA of Amoebophrya sp. A25, 442 nucleotides long. The record is from the annotation of a GenBank genome assembly. NCBI's taxonomy places the organism in Eukaryota, Dinophyceae, Syndiniales, Amoebophryaceae.
GUUUAACAACCAAGGCCAACGUACUGUCACCGGUGGUGGUGCUGCUGUUGUUCUUGAUGGUGCUAAUAAUUUCAUUUCGUCAAGUGCGCUGGAAGCAAACGGCUCCAAUUCGGCAGACGGGAAUGGAGUGCACGACUCAUCGUAUCAGUUUUCACCCUCAGAAAGAAAGCCUGCAAGUAGCAGUGGCGAUCAGCGUUUCGGCUUUUCGUAUUUUGCUCAUCAGAUGCAUCCACGAUCGCCACUCUCAGGUGCCCAGAAUCUGCGGCUUCUGAGCUACAACUUGUGGCUCCAACCUCCACUACCGAAUUCCUUUCACACCAAUGGUUGCGACGACUUCAAAUUCGAACGUUUGGAGCGGUUCAUGGAUAAACUCCAAGGUUUCCAGAUAAUGGCGCUUCAAGAGGUGUACGGAAGUUAUUCCGAUCGGCGGGAUCGUCUUGCG